AUGAAUAUAACCCGCUUACCGUCGAAACGCCUAGUACGCUGGCUCGACGAGUUUAGCGAAUACUCGCUGGACAUCAAAUAUCGAAAGGGUUUAGAGGUAGUGGUCCCUGACGCCAUCUCGCGAAGGCUAGAUUUCCUAGGCCUUAACGCUUACGAAUUGCUCGAAGGGGGAGAAAACCCCCUCGACGAAGGACAAGAUCUUAAAGGAAUUGACAUCGAGAACUUCGCCGCCAUCGAAAACCGCUUAUAUCGAAAGGUUGACGACACUACGGAUACUUCAGUGCCCCUAUGCUCGACGGCGUUAUCAAAUUCCGAGGAUGGUGGCCGACAAUGCAUCGAGACGUUCAAGUUCGAAGCGACUUACUUCGGACCCUUCAAGAUCGAAAAGAAGCUAUAG
Messenger RNA from Fonsecaea nubica, 396 nucleotides. Its product is annotated as ATP synthase subunit D, mitochondrial. NCBI's taxonomy places the organism in Eukaryota, Fungi, Ascomycota, Eurotiomycetes, Chaetothyriales, Herpotrichiellaceae. The transcript is spliced from 5 exons. The record is from RefSeq and is a predicted model, not a curated record. The coding region runs from base 1 to 396 and encodes 131 amino acids.